AUGAGAUUAAUGUCACUCAUUUUGGCCGAUGGGUUGGAGAAAGAAGCAAGAAGAAUUAUAGCUUCUGAAAAUGCCUUUGAUGCUCUUGCAUUAAACCCUGUGGAUGCAAAGGGUGAUGUUGUGUUGAAAAGAUACGAGGAGAAAGUCGCUCCACUUCGACGUUUGGUGAGGAAUCGACUGGCAAUGGAGGCUAAGGCCCGACUGGAUCACGCCAAAGUACUUCUUCUAGAUGACGCUCUUCGCGCUAAGGAGUUAAUUCGUUUCAAUGAGCAAAAACGAAGUGCCAUGAAGGAAAGGGAAGAGUUACAGACUCUUGAAGCGCGAACCAAAUUAUUGGAACUUCGUGCGGCAGCGCUUUUACAGUAG
This is a messenger RNA of Trypanosoma cruzi, 366 nucleotides long. RefSeq lists its product as uncharacterized. Lineage: Eukaryota; Euglenozoa; Kinetoplastea; Trypanosomatida; Trypanosomatidae. The record is from RefSeq and is a predicted model, not a curated record. The transcript has a single exon. Bases 1 to 366 code for a protein of 121 amino acids.